AUGGAGUGUGAGGGGGAGGUGGAGGUGUACUUCAUGCAGGACUGGAGGAGAGUUCUGCUGGACUCCUGGACUCACAGCUCCAUCAGGCUGGUUGGUUCUGGGGGAGACUGUGCAGGAAGGCUGGAGGUUUUCCACAGCGGCUCAUGGGGGACAGUGAGUGAUGAAUUGUGGGAUAUUAAGGAUGCGCAGGUGGUGUGUAGACAGCUGCAGUGUGGAGUGGCCCUCAGUGCUCUGGUACCAGCCCGGUUUGGAACUGGACCCAUAUGGCUGAAUGAGGUGGAGUGUGAGGGGAACGAGACGUCACUGUGGAACUGCAGAUUUCAGCUGUGUGGAGUGGAUGAAUGUGGACACAAAGAUGAUGUAGGAGUCAUGUGCUCAGAGUUUAAAGAGAUCAGACUCACUGAGGGCUGUGAGGGGAAUCUGGAAGUGUUCUAUAAUGGAACCUGGGGUAAUGUGUGUACAAAUGAUAUGGAUGAAGAAACAGUGAGUCUGAUCUGUCGGGAGCUGACCUGUGGAAGAUCUGGCAGUUUGAGCCAAACCAAAGCAAGAGUGGAAUCAGCUCCUAACUGGCUGGAUAAUCUGAAAUGUAGAAAACAUGACUCCACUCUGUGGCAGUGUCCAUCUUCACCCUGGGGACAGAACAAUUGUUAUAAUCAGGAUGAGGUGGCUCACAUUACCUGCUCAGGUAGGCAGUUUCUCUCUGUAGUUGAGAUUACCAUUGAUCACCUGCCUCUCAGGCUGAGAGGAGGAGAGGGAAUCUGCUCUGGGAGGCUGGAGGUGUAUCACAAUGCCGAGUGGGGCUCCGUCUGUGAUAAUCAGUGGGACAUCAGAGAUGCUCAGGUGGUCUGCAGGCAGCUCGGCUGUGGGCCAGCGCUGAGUGCUGAUGGGAGUGCUGUCUUUGGUGCUGCUGGUCAAACAGAGAAUGAAGCAGUUACUCCUCCACAAACUCCACCAGCUGUUCCAUCCAUCUAUCCAGUGUCUCUCCUGGUUCUGGGAGUGCUGCUCUUCCUAGCUUUAGUUCUUCUGGUUGUGCUGUUUUACCAGAACAGAGUGCUCAGGAGAGUGCUCUCUAAGAGGAAGCAUAAGACUCUGACUGAGGCAAUAUACGAAGAGAUUGAUCACAGAAUCAUCGCUAAGAGAAUGACUAAAAGGGGAAGUAUCCUCUCUGAAGAACAGCAUUCAGGAAAUGAGGAUGUGGAUGAGGAGCUUCUCUCAG
Messenger RNA from Colossoma macropomum (tambaqui), 1216 nucleotides. RefSeq names its product antigen WC1.1-like. The record is from RefSeq and is a predicted model, not a curated record. NCBI's taxonomy places the organism in Eukaryota, Metazoa, Chordata, Actinopteri, Characiformes, Serrasalmidae. The annotation marks the transcript as partial. Gene Ontology annotation, cellular component: membrane. The transcript has 7 exons.